Messenger RNA from Striga hermonthica, 1047 nucleotides. The record is from the annotation of a GenBank genome assembly. Lineage: Eukaryota; Viridiplantae; Streptophyta; Magnoliopsida; Lamiales; Orobanchaceae.
AUGUUGGCCUCAGAUGGAGAUUUUCUGAUGAAGCUUUCACUUGGAGAGCCACCUGUCGAGAUUAGAGGUGUUAUUGAUGCAUCUAGUGCUUUUUCUUGGACACAGUGUGGCCCAUCUGAUCAUUCCUUUAGCCAAAUACUGCCUCUCUUUAUUCCAAAAUCGUCUUCGACUUACAAGUCGGUUCCAGGUUCUUCAAACCUCUGCAAAUCUCUCGGAGGCAGGCCUUCUAUUUUAGAAGACAACACGUGUCGAUAUUCCGUGAAUUAUUUACACGGCUCUUACUCUCAUGGAACUAUCUCAACCGACACACUCAGGACAAACUCCGGAUCCAGCUCACCUGUCCUUCUUCGUAAUUUCAUUUUCGGAUGCGGUUAUGAAAAUGUAGGCGAGUUUAAACCGGAAGCUACUGGCGUGAUAAGCUUGGGAAGCGGGCCUGCUUCCUUUAUCACCCAAAUGAAUUCUGUUAUUGGCGGCAAAUUUUCCUACUGUUUACUUUAUCAAGGCCAAAGAGUCUUAAAGUCGAGCAAAAUGCAUUUCGGUUCGAAAGCAUUAGUUUCCGGUGCCGAUGUUGUGUCCACAGGCCUCCAAAUUUUCCGAAAUUCUUAUGCAUUGAAAUUUAAAGGUAUAAGCAUUGGUAAAAACAAACUGGCUUAUUCGAAGGGCCUUUUCAGCGAAAGAAUCAUCAUCGACCCAGGAACUGUGCUGACUCAUCUCCCGAGGAAAAUUUACGACCCAUUAGAAGCUGCCAUGAAGAAGGAAAUCAAGUUCGAGCUCGUUCAACCGAAGGAUACGCUGAGGCUGUGCUAUAAAACGGUCGAUGGCAAAAUGAGAGCGCCAAUUGUUACGGUGCAUUUUGUGGGUGCUACCGUUAGGUUGUACCCCGUGAACACGUUUAUUAAGGUCUCGCAGUAUGUGCAUUGUCUCGGUUUUGUGCCGCACAAGGGGGUUGCCAUUUUUGGAAACUGGGCGCAGGUUAAUUUCUUGGUAGGGUAUGAUUUGAGGAGGAAGAUGGUGUCUUUUAAACAGACUGAUUGUAGCAAGGAGUGA